AUGGAGUUCUGCCUGGAAGAAAAUCAUUUCACCGAAGAAAUGUCUGUUGCGUCGGCAGCUUCUGUUUAUUCGUGGUCGGAACCGGAAGAAUGUAUGACGAUUGGCACAGCUGAUGAGCUUUGUGAAUAUUGUGAUGAGAAUCUAAGAACGGCAAUUGAUCAGGAAUCCCAGGAUGUAACACUCGUCAAGAGCGGCCAGGAAACUGACAAAAAUGAACAAGAGCCUUCCUCUGCAAUCAGCACUGCCAUGACUGGGAGCAUUUCAUGGUACAGCAUGCCACCAUCAGAAACUAUUGUUGAAGUGCCGAAGAUGGAAGGGGAGCAGCUUGUUGAUAUCAAUGAAAAAUUACACUGUCGUUUCGAAGUUGUAAACUCAGUGGAUAUCCAGAGGCAGAAGUUUGCGUGUGAGACUAUAUUCCCGAAAAUAGAAGUGGACCAGAUUGCUGAUGUCAGGGAGAAAUUAUAUGAUCGUUUCGAGACCGUCAAAUCGGUGGAUAUCAAGAAGCAGAAGUUUGCAUGUGAGACUGUAGUCCCGAAAAUAGAAGCGGUCCAGAUUGCUGAUGUCAGAGAGAAAUUAUAUGAUCGUUUCGAGACCGUCAAAUCGGUGGAUAUCAAGAAGCAAAAGUUUGCAUGUGAGACUGUAGUCCCUAAAAUAGAAGUGGACCAGAUUGCUGAUGUCAGAGAGAAAUUAUACGACCGUUUUGAGACCGUCAAAUCAGUGGAUAUCAAGAAGCAGAAGUCUGCAUGUGAAAUGUUGAAGAUGGAAAGAGAGCAGAUUAUCGACGUCAAGGAGAAAUUACAUUGCCGUUCUGAAAUUGCAAACUCAGUGGAUAUCCAGAAGCAGAAGUUUGCAUGUGAGACUAUAGUCCCGAAAAUGGAAGUGGACCAGAUUGUUGAUGUCAGAGAGGAAUUAUGUCACCGUUUCGAGACCGUCAAAUCAGUGGAUAUCAAUAAGCAGAAGUUUGCAUGUGAGACUGUAGUCCCGAAAAUAGAGGUGGAGCAGACUGCUGGUCUCAGGGAGAAAUUAUAUCACCGUUUCGAGAUCGUCAACUCAGUGGAUAUCAAGAAGCAGAAGUUUGCAUGCGAGAGAAUAGUUGAGGAGGUUGAACUGCUGCAAAUCCUACCUCACGCCUCAAAGCGGCGCAGCGGUGGCCCUGGCCGUCGGGCAGCUAUGGUGACGAGACUUCGUCUCGGCAGGUUCAACCAUGCCACAAAGGCUGCUAGCUUGCUAGUGCGACAAGCCGACCGAGGACAACACCCCCGUCGCGUCAUACUGCUAAUGUCUACUAUGUGUUCUUCAGAAGCUAGGGCGUACCCCAGAAGCGACGCGCAUUGUCCUCGCCCGGGCAAUGUGGCAAAUAUGCGAGGGCUACCGGCUAGAGGACGAAGCCGGCCAAAGAAGUUAGUCCGCCAUCGCCAGCAACAUCCAGUGCGCUUGGCAACACUUAACGUUGGGACGCUUACUGGAAGAAGUCAUGAACUGGCAGACAGUCUCAGAAAACGCCGUGUUGACAUAUGUUGUGUACAGGAGACUCGAUGGAAAGGCUCCAAGGCAAGGGAAUUAGGCGAUGGCUACAAGCUGAUCUACCACGGCACAUCAAAUCGCAACGGCGUUGGUAUCAUAUUGAACGAGUCGUUUAGAAAUAGCGUCACAGCGGUGGAUCGACUAUCGGAUCGCUUGAUGGCUGUAAAAGUAGAUACAGGAGAAGUGGAAUUGCGAGUCGUCUCUGCUUAUGCGCCACAGAUGGGCUGUAGUGAAGAAGAGAAGGCGUGCUUUUGGGAAGAUCUGGAGCAGUACGUCCAAUCCCUGGAAGGCGAAGAAGUACUUUUAAUCGGAGGAGACUUCAACGGACAUGUCGGUUCCCGGAAAGACGGAUUCGAGAGUUGUCAUGGUGGAUACGGCUAUGGAGCUCGUAACGACGACGGGUUGCGAAUCCUGGAGUAUGCUGUUGCAAGUGACUUGAUCAUUGCUAACACGCAGUAUCGGAAAAGAAAAUCGCAUUUGAUCACGUACACCAGCGGCGGUCGUGAAACACAAAUAGAUUUCUGGAUGUUACGCCGACAAGAUCGCCGACUUCUGCAGGAUUCAAAAGUCAUCCCUACAGAUCAUGUCGCUGCCCAACACCAUCUGCUCGUUAUGGACUUGAAAAUCUCCCGUCCAAGGAAGAGACAUCCAAGGACUGAAACACAGCGCAUCAAAUGGUGGAAUCUGAAGGAUCGAAAGGAGGUAUUUUUCGCGUCCGUGGCUCCAUCUACCUCUCCCCACCCUACUCGUAGUGUGGAGGAAAUGUGGUUGUCUACUUCCAGCGUUAUACGCUUGACCGCGGAAAACACUCUGGGAAAGACGACUCUAGGUAAGCCAAAGGUACAAAAGGCUACGUGGUUUUGGAACGAGGAAGUUCAGGCGGCAAUUCGUGAGAAGAAGUCCAAGUAUAAGCUCUGGUGGAGGACGCGUCAGCCUGAAGAUCGGGGUGCUUACCUAGCGGCGAAGAGGGAGGCUAAGAAGGCAGUCUCCAAGGCGAAGUCGGACCGCUACAAGGCUGUGUACGACAUGCUUGAUACCAGAGAAGGCGAGCGGGCAGUGUAUCGUUUAGUCAGAGCACGUCAUCGCUCAACGUUGGAUAUGGAGCACACCAAGAUCGUUAAGGGAGCUGAUGGAGCCGUUCUGCGCCGCUCUGGUCAGAUCCUGGAGAGGUGGCGAGAGUACUACAAUCACUUGUGUAACGAAGAGUUCUGUCAUCCUCCCAUCCCAACCGUUCCCAGCGUCGAGGGUCCUGUUCUACCAAUUACUGCCGUCGAAGUCAGUGCUGCCCUCGCAAAAAUGAAGUCGAACAAGGCAACCGGUCCUGAUGACAUACCUGUUGAUAUCUGGAAGCUGCUAGGAGAUCGAGGGUCCAUGUGGCUCGCAACUCUAUUUAACAAGAUCGUUGCAGAAGGACGGACUCCAGACGUUUGGCAAACUUCCGUGACCGUGCCUGUCUGGAAAGGGAAAGGAGACAUUGCUGACUGCACCUCGUACAGGCCUAUACGACUGCUCUGCCAUACGAUGAAGAUUUUUGAGCGUGUCCUGGAAGCUCGUCUGAGGAAAAUUGUUAGCGUUUCACUCAACCAGUGCGGUUUUGUGAAGGACUGCAGCACAAAUGCUAUCCAUGCUGUCCGAAUCCUCCUGGAGAAACAUCGAGAGAAGAACCGCAGUGUGCAUCUUGCUUUCCUCGAUCUCGAGAAAGCUUUCGACCGUGUCCCACAUGAGCUGUUAUGGAUGUCCAUGAGGUCGCAUAGAGUACCAGAAGAAUAUGUGAGGUGGACGAAGCUGCUUUAUGCGAAGCCUACCAGCGUUGUACGAUGUGCUGUUGGAACAAGCAGGCCAUUCCCUAUACGAGUAGGGGUUCAUCAGGGUUCAUCCCUCUCACCUCUGCUGUUCAUACUGUGCAUGGACACGAUAACGAAGGAAAUCCAGAAGCAGCAUCCGUGGACUCUACUCUUUGCCGACGAUGUCAUGCUCGCGUCGGAGUCUCGAGAUGAUCUUCAGAAACAAGUGCAGUCUUGGAAGGAUCAGCUGCAGCAAUAUGGAUUGCGCCUCAACACAUCAAAAACUGAGUACAUGGAGUGCGGACCAAGGAUAGAGGAUGGUUCAAUUCGUGUUGAUGGCACCGAAUUAAACAAGGUGAACUGCUUCAAGUACCUUGGAUCCAAAGUGACUUCCACAGGCGACAUUGAUCAAGAAGGUCGAGCACGUGUUAAUGCUGCAUGGAUGAAAUGGAAAAUGGCAACAGGGGUACUGUGCGACAAGAAAGUCCCUGUUCGACUGAAGUCGAAGAUCUACAGGACGGUAGUGCGUCCUGUUGCCCUUUACGGAUGCGAGUGCUGGCCGACAACGAAAGCCUUGGAAAGAGUGCUGCACGCUAUGGAGAUGCGGAUGUUGAGGUGGACGAUAGGUGUGACGCUAAAAGAGAAAGUAUCCAACGACACUGUGCGCUCCAUCUUCGGUGUCGUCCCGAUAACUGAGAAGAUGAAGGAGGCGCGACUGAGAUGGUUUGGUCACGUAUUGCGGCGGGAGGAAGAUUCUGUUGCCAAAACCGCUCUGAAGCUCGACGUUUCAGGAGAAGAAGAAGAAGAAGAAGUUGAGGAGGUUGAAGAGGCUAUUGAAAGUCUACAUUAUUACAGCGAAACUGCCACUUCAUUGGAUAUUCGUAGAGCUACAUUCACCUGCCGUACCUUACUCGAAGAUCUAACCUUUCGUGAUCCAGCACAAAUUAUUGGAGAUAAAGACAAGCAUGAGAAACUUAACACCUAUAAGUGCAAGAGAUGCUUAAAGCCAUGUUUCGUUCUUCUUUCCUAUAGAUUGAGAACGGCGAAAUCUUCCCAGCUAUUUCUUCUGUAG
Necator americanus (New World hookworm) is the source of this 4380-nucleotide messenger RNA. RefSeq lists its product as uncharacterized. The transcript has 18 exons. The record is from RefSeq and is a predicted model, not a curated record. The coding region runs from base 1 to 4380 and encodes 1459 amino acids. Gene Ontology annotation, molecular function: catalytic activity. Lineage: Eukaryota; Metazoa; Nematoda; Chromadorea; Rhabditida; Ancylostomatidae.